AUGGCCGAGAGACAACAGGCACCGAACGGGAAGGUGUGCGAAAGUGGCCUCAAGGUGUCCUUGUUGUGUUGUGGCUCAAGGAUCAGACGCGGCGCACGAAGCACAGAGUCCACAGCACAGGCGAUGCUCGUGCGGGCAUAUUUCGGCACCGAGACGGUUCACAAUCGAUCCGUGGCUGCAGUCGGUUGUCUUCCCCGAGGUGGACAUCCGAUGACGUCUGAAAAUGCCCAAGAAGAUGAUGUGGCUUCGCAGAAGGGAGUCGCCGGCUCGUCGGACCCGAUAGUGCACCCUGCGCUUGGAUGGAACUAG
Molecule: messenger RNA, 309 nt
Organism: Purpureocillium lilacinum
Lineage: Eukaryota; Fungi; Ascomycota; Sordariomycetes; Hypocreales; Ophiocordycipitaceae
Source: RefSeq, a predicted model, not a curated record